UUCUCUGUGUUUAUUUCCGGAAGUAAGUUGUCAGUCUCCUACUUUCAAGACUCCCAAACUAAAAUAGCUCCACUCCAAGAGCUUCCGCAUUCUAGGUGUGUCCAGCUCCGCAGGAUGGCACAUUGGUUUCAUAGAAACCCGUUAAAGGCUACGGCACCUGUGACUUUUAAUUACUAUGGAGUGGCAGGGAGCCCUGCAGCCAACAAGAUAUGCAAUGACCUGAGGACAACUAGGGCAAGGCUGCUGGAGAUGUUCACUGAUAUCACCUGCAACCCGGAGAUCAUGAAGAAUGCCACAGAUGCAUACUUCUCUCUGCUGCAAGGCAAUGCCCAGCAAGAUGCAGUAUUUGAAUUGGUCUCCAUGGCCUUCAACGUAGCCAUCUGGUACACCAAGUUUGCCUCAAGACUUGCUGGGAAGGAAAACAUAACAGAGCCUGAAGCCAAAGAUGUGCACAGAAGCUUGAAGGCUGCUGCGGGAAUAUUAAAAAAUCUCAAGGAGGUGCACAUUCCUCGCCUCAUCACGCCAGCUGAAAAAGGCAGGGACCUGGAGCCCAGAGUGAUUGACGCAUAUAUCAUCCAGUGUCAAGCAGAGGCUCAAGAAGUGACCAUUGCUAGAGCAAUUGAACUGAAGCACAACGCCUCACUUGUUGCAGCUUUGGCAUUUGAGACCGCAAACUUCUAUCAAAAAGCUGACCACACACUGAACACUUUGGAGCCGGAGUGCAGUAGCAAGUGGAGGAAGUAUCUUCAACUGAAACAGCACUUUUACAUGGCCUAUGCUUACUGCUAUCAUGGACAGACACUGCUGGCCAGUGACAAGUGUGGUGAGGCCAUAAGAUCCCUGCAGGAAGCAGAAAAAUGUUACUCUCGCGCUGAGGCGCUUUGUAAAGAGUAUCGCCAGACCAAAGGCCCGGGUAGCACGGCCAGACCAUCCGAGCAACUGUUCUUCCUCAAACUCGGGGGCCUCAUUAAAAACACGCUGGAAAAGUGCCAGAGAGAGAAUGGCUUUAUAUAUUUCCACAAGAUACCAGCUGAGGCACCCCAGCUGGAGCUGAAGGCGAGCUACGGCCUGGCUGAGCCAAUCCCCUUUGAGCUGCCGUCUCUCAGUGAACAGUUUACUGGUGAAGUCUAUGCCACGUUUGAUCUGACUAAGGGAGCCAAAAAUGACAAGGCCAAAUCCAAAGAUGAGGAAGUGAAGCCUGUGAAGGAGCCAGAUUUGAAGCCUCAGAAGGAUACAGGCUGUGUUAUUUCCUAAACCUUUCAUUGUCAUCGUCACUCUACUCUGUCAUCAAUUAUAAUGACAGCAUCUAUUUUCCUUUUUUCCAUAGGAAACAUUUUGAUUGAUUUUUUGGGUAUCAGUCCAUAAUCAUUUUUAUGAUAAUGAAGAAACAUAUGCAUUGUAGUUAGAGCCAUUAUCCUUUCACAUAGACCUGAAGUUAGUCAUUUGUUUUAUUAUUUGUAUUAGAUGCUGGAUUCACCUCCCCAUUGGCUAUCUGAAUGUAAACGCUUCUAAAUAAUUAGUGGUUGAAAAUGAAAAUAAAAAGACCAAUGUGCAGAAAAUGCAAGUUAUGGAGAAGAAGAGUUUUUUUGGGAACACAAAUAUAGAGAUUUUUUUUGUUAUUUAAAAACAUGUUAUGAGAGACGGGCCUAUGGCUCACAGUGUCAUCAGUGGUGCCUUUGGCUUAAUACGUUUGUGUGUGUGAAAUUAUCUGAUUCUAGAAAGGUUUUUCCUUACAAUAGAUAUCUCAACUGAUCUCUUAAAGAUGCUGAACAGGUCCUCAGAAUAUGGACAAAAAUAAAAUCAUACAAAAAAUAGCAUACCAAUGGUUAGGUUGUCUUCCAAAAUAGAGUUUAGGUUAUUUGAAGGUAUCCUGAUUUAGUGAAGCGCAUUAUGUUAAAAAUUGAGGAUUUAUGAAAAUGCAGAUCAACAAAAGACAGAAACAGGCCAGCAUGUGUUUUGUUUUGUUUUGUUUUUUUAGUUUACUUGGCUUGCUAUAGCCCAAGCAGUUUACAAACAUUAUUUAGAUCCCGCAAUAUAUGUACUUUAAAUGAUUUUGCACAUUACAAAAUGUGCUUUACCAUUUGAACUUUUCAUCAGAGAAAACUUUAUUACUGGCUAUUGUAAAAGCAUUGGUUCAGAUGAAAAUUUUGAGAAUAUUCAUGUAUUUCUGUAUGUUUAGAUAUUGUAUGAGACUAUUUAACCCACUUAAGACGGUAUAAAAUGGUAUGUAGCUAGUGAUUUUGGUGGAGUGUAUCUGAGUAGUCACUGAAUACCAUUAUGCUAACUCCUGUAGGAUCUUUUUAGUAACUCGUGUCAAUAGUGAACGCAUUGUAUGCACUAUACAUGUAUUGAGUAUUUGUCCCUGACGGGGACCAGAUUGGGACUUGGACACGAUCAGAUUAUCUAAAAUGUGUGUCUGUAGUAAUUUAACCUCAUCAUGAUUAAAUCCUACACUCAUUCAGGACUGUCACAUCUUUUCCACUUUCUGUCCUGCUUAAAUCAAUAUAGCAAUCUAUUGCUGGAACAUUUUAUAAAAUAUCAUAUUGCAUAUACGUACUAAUAGGAUGUGCAGGCAUCUAUGUAACUUCCUUGUCUUUAUAGCACAUUUUAUAGCACAUUAUAACAUCUUGCACUUUAACAUUACAUUUCAGUUGGUUUGAAUAGGUUUUGUCUGACUGUCUUUUAUUACACUUGGGGAAGUGAAUUUAAUUUUUGGAGUACUAUCCUUUUUCAGGCAACUGUGAGGUGAGUCAAGUCAUCAUUGCUCUGUGCACAUGAGUUCCUCCUGUAUCCGCCUUUGGUGUCCAUUUAAAAUGUAUAUUAAAUCCUAAGAAAAGAAAAA
Messenger RNA from Menidia menidia (Atlantic silverside), 2842 nucleotides. The record is from the annotation of a GenBank genome assembly. Lineage: Eukaryota; Metazoa; Chordata; Actinopteri; Atheriniformes; Atherinopsidae.